Oncorhynchus masou masou (cherry salmon) is the source of this 8840-nucleotide messenger RNA. RefSeq names its product potassium-transporting ATPase alpha chain 1-like. Gene Ontology annotation, molecular function: ATP binding; P-type sodium:potassium-exchanging transporter activity; ATP hydrolysis activity. The transcript has 21 exons. Bases 4986 to 8069 code for a protein of 1027 amino acids. NCBI's taxonomy places the organism in Eukaryota, Metazoa, Chordata, Actinopteri, Salmoniformes, Salmonidae. Gene Ontology annotation, biological process: intracellular potassium ion homeostasis; proton transmembrane transport; intracellular sodium ion homeostasis. The record is from RefSeq and is a predicted model, not a curated record. Gene Ontology annotation, cellular component: plasma membrane.
AUAGACAUGGUUUGAAAAGGUAUUGGUAAUAUUUAAUUCAAUACAUAAAUGUGUAGGUUGCUAAACAUACCCUGUCCCACGGCUCAACUUACCCCAUACCUGGGCUAACUUGUGCCAAGAGACUACUUUUUGGGGGGGACAAGCUAUGUUUACAUUAAUUCUGAUCAUUUCCAGGGAUAUACAACAUCCUGAAGUAUAUCUAGAUAUCUUUGUUACAAAUAAUACUAUAUUUCACUUGAUGGAGUGAUGCUGAAUGUAAAACAAAAUGGCUUACCCCACUCUCCCCUACAAACGCUACCUCUGCAACGCUUGAACCUCAUGAAACCCAAAAAGCAAUAUCCUGUUUUUAUGUUAUAAUCCUUCCAUGUAGGAUGAUAACGUUUGUUUUGUUACGAUUGAACAGAGUUUACCCUGUUUAUAUUUCCCUAUCAAUGAGCACUCUUCAUUUAAGAUGAACCAUCUGCGUUAUAACACCGACAUGUUUAUUGCACAGACAGCUUAUACAUGGUUGCUUAUUGUACUUGAAGCAGUCUGACAGCAUGCAGGUUUCGCAAUCUCGUUAAUGGUCCUCUAAAUGUUUCCUCUGAGUGGCUAGAAGGAAAUGCAGUAUUGGACUACUUCAACACAGUAUAAUGACAGUAUAUCAACCAGUUACUGUGAGCAGACAUCUCACUUUCACAUCUCACUUUCACAAGAAUACUUGUAAAACAAUGAGGGUAACCAGUAACUUCUGCUGUAUUUUUCUUUGGUUCCUGAUUUAUGUCGUUUAGGAUGUUUGUUUGACUAACAUAGAUUUAACUUACCAGAAAUGACAUUUUAUAUUGUAGGCCUACUGAAAAUCCCUCAACUUGUUAACCCAGGUUAGGGGUUCUCAAAUACUAUUUGUGAAAGUCCGGUUACACAAAUUUGAUAGGUGGCAAAAGGUCCGGCUGGAUAUUGUUAUUUAUCAGAGUGACUCAAACGUUACAACAAAAUCAAGACUAAGUUGAAAGCCCAAUGGAGUUCCUUAAACAUUAUGAUUCAAUUUUUUUCAGGACCCACGGUCCGUAUUGACCCCGUUCUGGUCCGCCUAUGGAGUAUGCCUGGAAAAUACAGAAGGAAAUUCAUACCUAAAAUUAGAAGUUCUAUUACAGAUAAAUGGAUUAUCUCUUGAAAAUAACGUACUGCUUGAGAAAUCUGUGCUCUACGAACUGAACCAAAAAGGAGUACUAAAACUUAACGCUAGGAAACAAACACAGCGUCAAUGCCAGUAAGUCUGCUCACCCACAUUUAGUCUAUUUACACAAAAAGCCACACAGUAUCAAAACCAGUAAGUCUUGCUCAGGGGGUGCAAUGCACCCACAUGAGAGAGUCCAUUGGCCUGCUUUGGAUGAGGGGUGUGUCCGGGUUUGCAAGUGUUGCCUUGCUGCCACCUUUUGGUUUGUGUAGACAACUGUAUAGCUUAGCUUGCCAGGCUCAUGUAGAAGACACAUGGCUAGAAACAAUACUCACUACAAUAAUACUAACUACAGUAACAGGGAGGAAAAUAGUACACGCACACACACACACUAAUAAGCUCUCCCUAACCUUAUUGUUCUGUAGGAGAAAGGAAGUGCAACUUGAGAAGUGGAACAUGACAUGACAGACAUGAGGUUAAAACCGCUUGUAGAGGUUAACUGAGGCUACUGUGUACUGUAUGUGUCCACUCUUUCUCUCUCUCUCUCUUAUUACCUCUCUCUCUGUCUCUGUCUAUCUGUAUCUCUCUGUCUAUCUGUGUCUCUGUCUCAAUUCAAAGGGCUUUAUUGACAUGGAAAACAUCUUUACAAUGUCAAAGCAAGUGGAACGGAUAAACAAAAGUGAAACAAAAUCAGAAAUUACCAGUUAACAUUACACUCACAAAAGAUUAAAAAUAAUAGAGACAUUUCACAUGUUUUAUGUACAGUGUUGUAACAAUGUGCAUACAGUCUCUCUCUCUCUCAGUUAGAGAUAACACAACCUCUGUGAUCAGAUAGCAGGACAAUGUGCCUGGUGGACUAAAGAACUCCGGCCCAGGUCCUACUGUAAAUCUAUUUACCCACAGUAGGCUAAACGAACCCCUGUAGGCCUGCAUGAGAGGUGUCACCACCACCUUAGCCAGGAUAUUCUGACCACUUCACUUUGGGUUUGGACAACAACUGCUCACAAAUGAGUGAAAUGCCUGUUAAGUGAUUGGUGUAAGUGUUUUCCAAGCGGUGGGCACUCCACUACAUCUCUGAUUUAUAAAGUGGAACACAUUCCAGCUCCAGCCCACUCUACCCUACUGAGAUUAGGACACUAGUGUCCUGUUUGAAAAGCAUCUCCAUGUUGUUCUAAUAGUUCCACCACAGUUAGAACAAUGAGCCAGAAAUGUAACCGGAUGUAUAAAUGUGAAGCAUCCGCUUGGCGUUUCCACUCACUACCAAAUAUGGUAACGAGAGGAAGCCCAGUGGGAUCAGAUGGAGCGAGAUGGAUUUUUGCUUACUUUUUGCACAUAAUCUCGUCGAUUACCCCCCCCCCCCCACCCCCACAAAAAAAUAACAUAUUACAACCUAUGUAUUGUGAUAAUUGCAUUGUUUGCUCUAUAACCUGUUAAUUCAUAUGCCGUGCAACUGAUAUAAAGGCCUAAAGGGUGAGACAAUAAGAAGCACAGUGGCAGAAUAAAUUCAACCACACCUUUGUUUAAUCAUAGCAACCUCUGUCCAGUGAAGUCCACAAAGAAUAUACUGCAUGUGACAGACAGUUACAUGACCUACAGCAUGGUCAAGCAAGUUAAUGUUUCUGACAUUUCCGGACCACUAAACAACUAUUGAUUUAGAACCACAGAGAGUGACCAUAAAUUGCAAAGAAAACAGGAGCUGCCUCCACUAUUCCAGCACCAUUUCAACUUCAACAUUUCAACAUCAUCAAAUUACCUCUGCUUAGUCUAAUAAGGCGACAACUAGAAGAUACCAAAAACAAUUUAGAUCAAUCAAGGGAAGCUAAAUAUGAUGUGGCUGUCUAUGGUUCUGAUUUCUGUGUGGGUGUGUGUGUGUGCGCGUUCGUGCAAGCAUGUUGACUCAUCCUACUUGUAGAGAAACGCCAAUGCCAUCCUCCUCUCUUUCAUGUUGAUGAAACGAUCUACCACUCUGUCAUACAGUACACACUUUAUUUUGUUGUCCUAGGCUACCUGGCUAAAAUGCUUGCUUGCUGGCCUAACUUCCAUUCAUGGGACACGUUACCUAGUUAACAUUAGCCUUCUACAUCUAGCUACAUAUUGAACUUUCAUCCUCUCAGGCCAGGGGCACAACAAUGUAUGAACUAAUGGUUGGAUCAGAGUUGCUGUUAUAAUCAUUGGCCAGCACGGAGAAUUAAGUUAAACCACAAGUCCACAUCCCUAUCUCCAUCAAUGGCUAAUUUAGGAAAGGGCCCAUUUUAGCUAGCUAGCUAGCCUCCGGAGGACAACAACACAACCAGAUGCAACAAUUAAAGUUUUUCUGUCAAUGACGUAUGCUCUUAAUGGGAUUUGAUAGGAGUGACGCCAAAAUCCAAACUGGCUUCCAUUCACAGUUGAGCUGGCUCAGUUUAGCUCAACGCUGGUUGGCACAUUUUUUCUAAUCUGGUCUAUCUCUUUUAAAAUAUAUAUUUUUUAAAUUUAACCUUUAUUUAACUAGGCAAGUCAUGGGUUAGACUUGGGUUAGUUAUAUAAAUCACCGGUUCAGGGUGCUUAUAAUACAUGUCAUACAAACAUGAUGUAAAAUUAUUGACAAAAUGACAGAUGAUAGAAUUCACUGUUGAAUGGAUGUUGCCCAGUGAAGAAACAUUAUUUCACUUAAUUCAAUAAGAGUUAUAAUAGGCAUUGUGGUAGUUCAAUAACAGUAAUAAAAGUAUUACGCAAGUUCAUCUCCCACCCACUGGUGUCUUUGUGAUGGGAACACGGAGCAGUACAUAAGAGGUUGUGAGUGUCAAUUCGUUUUUAAUGUUCAACUGUUCUUUCCUUAUAAGGGCAGAUGACACAGCAGUGAUGCCAAUGUGGAGUGUGUCACCAUUACACCUUUUAGCAGUCUGAGGCACAAAUACUGUGAGUAUUUACACACUCUUCCACUGAUAAGGUGUUCUGACAUUGGCCCCUAAACAGGAAAUGUAGAAAAAAAGUCUCCAUUUCUAAAUGCCUACUGGACUGGCAUGACCAUACCACUGUAUUUUAUUUGAAUUGACCAUUACCGUUUUUUACACUGAUAUACACUGUAAGUUAGGCCCUCCUGAGGGCAGAUAAUGAACUAUAAUACUGUAUAUACAAGGCAUUUGAAUCUACUUCUCACUAGAUGUGUUUCAUCCAAUUCAUGUCUUCUAUUUCUGUACCAGUCAUUGAAUGGGAUGAACCAGUCAUUGUCUCCGUGUCAAUAUAUCAGUCAAUUAAUGUGUAUCUGAGUUGAGAAGAAAAUCACCCUUGAUGUAAUACAGAUUUGUCCUAUCACAAGUGAAAGAAGUAGUUAUGACUUUGGAACGGUAUUGACCUUCUUGAUAGCUUUACAGUUAAUCAGGGAACGUAGAAACGUGUGUAUUCUGAUAAGACAGGUACAAGCCCUACGCACAAGGCCAUUGGCACUGAUAUGAAAGUGGGUAGGGGACGCUUUGCCAUUCACCUUAAUAGGGGUGACAUUGGCUACACUUAAAAUAACACUGCCAUUUUGGGGCGGGUAGAGAAGGUGAAGGUGGUGCAGUAGUAUAUAAAGCUGAGCCAACAGUCUGGUCCUGCUCUGGAGGUUGGUGAUUUUACUGUGAGGAACGUCCCUAGUGAGGAUAUAAAGACGCUUCCAAGAUUUUGGGGGGAGAGAGGACUGAGCGUUGGACUUCAAUUGAUUUGGGCAGGCCCUCCACCAUGAGUAAAGGGGUAGGUGACCCAUUUGUGUGAUUAAUCCAAGCUCUGAUCAAAUUGUUGUGAAUUAAAUGAGAUUUUCCUUCAAUGAUCAAGGAUAUUGUAUAUUCACCCCCUAGCAAGAUGAUACAGGAUGUCAUCUCUUUGUCUCCAGGACUCUUACGACAUGUUUGAGAUGAAUGGAGAGGUGGACAUCAAGAUGAAGAAAAAGAAGAAGAUAAAGAAAAAGGAUAGGCUAGAGGGCAUGAAGAAGGAGAUGGACAUUGAUGACCACGAGAUCACAAUAGAAGAGCUAGAGAUGAGGUAUACCACCAGUGUUACCAAGGGCCUGACGUCCAGCAAAGCCGCGGAGGUUCUGGAGCGGGACGGCCCCAACGAACUGCUGCCCCCCAAAGGGACACCAGAGUACGUCAAAUUUGCCCGUCAGCUGGCCGGAGGGCUGCAGUGUCUGAUGUGGGUGGCAGCCGUCAUCUGCUUCAUUGCUUUCGGCAUCGAGUUCUCCAGGGGAACCCUCGGCUGCUUUGACGAUCUGUACCUCGCCAUCACUCUGAUCACUGUUGUUGUGGUGACUGGCUGUUUCGGUUACUACCAAGAGUUUAAGAGCACCAACAUCAUCGCCAGCUUCAAAAAUCUAGUGCCACAGCAAGCCCUGGUGAUCCGUGACGGGCAGAAGAACCAGAUCAAUGCCAUGGACCUGGUGGUGGGAGACCUGGUGGAGAUCAAGGGUGGUGACCGUGUGCCUGCUGACAUUCGCAUCAUCUUUGCCCAGGGCUGUAAGGUGGAUAACUCAUCCCUGACAGGAGAGUCAGAGCCCCAGAGCAAAACCCCGGAGUGUACCCACGAGAACCCCCUAGAGACCAAGAACAUCGCCUUCUUCUCCACCACCUGCCUGGAAGGAGUGGCCACAGGAACGGUCAUCAACACGGGUGACCGCACCAUCAUUGGUCGCAUUGCCAGCUUGGCGUCAGGCGUAGGCAAUGAGAAGACGCCAAUUGCCAUAGAGAUUGAGCACUUUGUUGACAUCAUUGCUGGGCUGGCCAUCUUCUUUGGCUUCACCUUCUUCGUGGUGGCCAUGUUUAUCGGCUAUGCCUUCCUGGAGGCUAUGAUCUUCUUCAUGGCCAUCGUGGUGGCCUAUGUACCUGAAGGGCUGCUGGCUACUGUCACUGUGUGUCUGUCGCUGACGGCCAAGCGUCUGGCCAGGAAGAACUGUGUGGUGAAGAACCUGGAGGCUGUGGAGACCCUGGGCUCCACCUCGGUCAUCUGCUCCGACAAGACGGGCACUCUGACCCAGAACAGGAUGACUGUGGCCCACCUGUGGUUUGACAAUGUGAUCCAUGCCGCAGACACCACAGAGGACCAAUCAGGUCAGAGCUUUGACCAAUCAUCCGAGACAUGGCGAUCGUUGGCAAGAGUGGCAGGACUCUGUAACCGGGCCAUCUUCAAACCCAACCAGGAGUCUCUGCCUAUUCCUAGGAGAAUAGUGGUGGGUGACGCCUCAGAGACGGCUCUGCUGAAGUUCACUGAGCUGGCCAUAGGGAACAUGAUGGAAUACAGGGAGCGAUUCAAGAAAGUUGUUGAAGUACCAUUCAACUCCACCAACAAGUUCCAGCUGUCAGUGCAUGAGUUGGAAGACCCCAUGGACCUGCGCUACCUGCUAGUGAUGAAGGGGGCGCCAGAGAGGAUCUUGGAGCGCUGCUCCACCAUCCUGAUCAGGGGCCAGGAGAUGCCCCUGGAUGAACAGUGGAGAGUGGCCUUCCAGACCGCAUACAUGGAUUUGGGGAGCCUGGGGGAGAGAGUGCUGGGUUUCUGUCACAUCUAUCUGAAUGAGAAUGAGUUCCCUCGUGGUUACAAGUUUGACUCCGAUGAGAUGAACUUCACCACGUCUGGUUUGUGUUUCGCUGGACUCAUCUCCAUGAUCGACCCGCCCCGCGCCACUGUGCCUGACGCUGUCAUGAAAUGUCGCACGGCUGGAAUAAGGGUAGUCAUGGUGACAGGCGACCACCCGAUCACGGCCAGAGCCAUCGCUGCGAACGUUGGCAUCAUCACAGAGGGCAGUGAGACAGUAGAGGACAUCGCGACCAGGAAACGCAUCCCAGUGGAGCAGGUCAACAGGAGGGACGCCCGUGCCUGUGUGAUCAGUGGUGGUCAGCUGAAGGACAUGAGCAGUGAAGAGCUGGACGAAGCGUUGAGGAGUCACCCUGAAAUGGUGUUCGCCCGCACCUCCCCCCAGCAGAAACUCAUCAUCGUGGAGAGCUGUCAGCGCCUGGGCUCCAUUGUGGCUGUGACAGGCGAUGGGGUGAACGACUCCCCUGCAUUGAAAAAGGCAGACAUUGGUAUUGCCAUGGGCAUAGCUGGCUCCGAUGCAGCUAAGAAUGCAGCUGACAUGAUUCUGCUGGAUGACAACUUUGCCUCCAUCGUCACAGGGGUGGAACAGGGCCGUCUGAUCUUUGACAACCUGAAGAAGUCCAUUGCGUACACACUGACCAAGAACAUUCCGGAGCUCACACCCUACCUCAUCUACAUCACUGUCAGUGUUCCUCUGCCAUUGGGCUGCAUCACCAUCCUCAUGAUCGAGCUGGCCACUGACAUUUUUCCCUCUGUGUCUCUGGCCUAUGAGAAGGCAGAGAGUGAUAUUAUGCAUCUGAAACCCAGGAACCCGCGUAAGGAUAGGUUGGUGAACGAAUCUCUGGCUGCCUACUCCUACUUCCAGAUUGGAGCGAUCCAGUCUUUCGCUGGUUUCACAGACUACUUUACAGCGAUGGCCCAGGAGGGCUGGUAUCCCCUGCUGUGUGUGGGGCUCAGGUCCCACUGGGAGGACGUCCAUCUGCAGGACCUGCAGGACAGCUAUGGCCAGGAGUGGACAUACGCCCAGCGUCUGUAUCAGCAGUACACCUGCUACACUGUCUUCUUCAUCAGUAUCGAGAUCUGCCAGAUCGCUGACGUGUUGAUCAGGAAAACCCGCCGUCUGUCCAUCUUCCAGCAGGGCUUCUUUAGGAACAAGGUGCUAGUGAGUGCCAUCGUCUUCCAGCUGUUACUGGGUAACCUGCUGUGCUACUGCCCAGGGAUGCCAAACAUUUUCAACUUCAUGCCCAUUAGGGGCCAAUGGUGGUUCGUUCCAAUCCCAUACGGAAUUCUAAUCUUUGUCUAUGACGAGAUCAGGAAGCUGGGGGUCAGAAGACAUCCAGGAAGUUGGUGGGACCAGGAGCUGUAUUAUUGAGAGAAGAGGGCAUAUAUCUAGACCAGAGACAAGGGUAUAAAGAUGCAGGUUAGCAUUUUCCGUCAUGAAUCUUGUUCUGGAGGCAGCUCUGCUCUGCAGUGGUCACUAGCUGGCACAGCCACAAAGUCAUAAUAUCAGAUUUGAAUUAUAACCCUAACCCAAACCACACUAGCAAAUGGCUAACCCUAAACUUAAAUUAAGACCGAAAAACAAAUUUUUGUUUUCAUUAUUUUUACAAUAUACCCAAUUUGACUUUGCAGCUGGCCUAAGAGGAGAUUUCUGUUAUGCCUCUAGGACAAGACUCAUGACUAUAAACGUCAACCUGCUAUACAGAGAAGUCUGGAUAGCAAACUGUCCUCCAUCUUGGUCCCAAACAUUCCAUUACAAUACAAUACAAUACAAUUUAAAUAUCAAACAAGGUUUGCCAAACUCUGUACAAGUAUAGCUCUGAAUAUCCUAAACCAUUCCUGAUAUGGAACCAAAUCUUAUACAUUGAAACAAUAACCAUGAAUUAUUUUGUGAUAUGUUUGUAAAGACACACAUCCAUGUUCUAAUACAAAAAAAAUAUAAUGCUUGAUGUGAGUUUGUCAUAUCAAUUUGAAUUUGGAAUCAUUUCCUUUUGUAAAUGUAGUAUGUGGAUGUCUGUGGGUGAUUGCCUUUUUAUGUAUAACAUCACACAUAUUUGCCGUCAAGGGUUCUUUCUUGGUGAUAAUGUUGGUGGUACAGUAGCCUAUAUGCAUUGUAUUUAUGUAUUUGUAUUAAUAAAGUGUG